Molecule: messenger RNA, 7758 nt
Organism: Diabrotica virgifera virgifera (western corn rootworm)
Lineage: Eukaryota; Metazoa; Arthropoda; Insecta; Coleoptera; Chrysomelidae
Product: exopolyphosphatase PRUNE1-like
Exons: 4
Coding region: 316-1437 (373 amino acids)
Cellular component (GO): cytoplasm
Molecular function (GO): exopolyphosphatase activity
Source: RefSeq, a predicted model, not a curated record
GUCAAAUCAAAUUCAAAUUUACAUAUUUUUCAAAAAUUCAAAAUAACUUAAAAAAGGCAACGUACAUGUUACUAUUAAUUAUAAGUAAAGUUUACAUUUAUUUUAUAACUUGUCUUAGUUUUGUUUCUAUUGAAAACAGACUCGUUCAUUGGAAAAUUCUUUGACUUCAUUUUAUUUCUGUCUUUGCAUCUAGCAGAAGUGCACCUCUGCAUCUUUGCACUUCUGUUUAAAUUGGAAUUUAAAAAAUACAUUUAUCACCAAUGUGAAUGGGACAAGAAAAUAUUUUUGGAAGAAGGAAAACCUGCAAAAAGCGACAUGGAAAGUUUCAUUGAAUAUCUUCAGUUUGUUAAAAAAUCUCUGGAGAAUCUAGAUAGCUUUGGGGAAAUUCACAUUGUACUUGGAAAUGAAUCCUGUGAUAUAGACUCCAGUGUUUCAGCUACAGCUUUAGCAUAUCUUUUACAUAUCAGUAGACCUAAGCAUAUUUCCAAAGAAGCACUGGUAGUUGCUGUACAAAAUGUUCCAGCUGAAAACUUUUUAUUUAGAACAGAUAACUGUUUUUUGUAUAGAGAAAUUCAGCUACCUCUGGAUUAUUUAGUAUGUAGGGAUCAGAUAGACUUUGAUUAUUUAGUGAAAUCAAAAAAAGUGACUACUACUCUUGUAGAUCAUCAUGUGGUACCUAAAAAUUAUAAAAUUUUGGAAAAAACAGUAGUUCAAAUUUAUGAUCAUAGACCUAUAGAUGCUGCCUUUGACUUGGAUACAAAAGAAGUUGAAAUAAACAUAGAAGGAGUUGGAUCAUGUGCAACUCUAAUAGCUAAUGCUAUAUUUAGUGGAUGUGAAGAUGUUUUGUUUAAAGAAUUAGGAUAUUUACUAUAUGCUACUAUACUAUUUGACACCCAGGGAUUAAGUCCAGACACCAAAAGAGCAAAAGAACUAGAUUUUCAGAUAGUCGAAAAGCUGGAACACAAGUUCAACUUCACUGAAGAUCGAAUAGCAGUUUAUGACAGAAUAUGGAAUGCUCAUAACGACAUAUCAACUUUAAACCCCAAACAAAUCCUAGUAAAAGAUCUGAAGAUGGUAGAACACAUUCCAGUACCAGGUCUGCCUAUGUUAGUCGAAGAUUUCCUGAAAAUUCAAGGAUCUUAUGAAGCUGUAAGAAAAUUUGCAGAAGAAAGAGAUACUCCACUUCUAAUUUUAGUUGGAAUUGAUUGUUUAAAUGGUAUCAGAAGGGACGUAGCUCUUUUUUCUAGGAAUGAAGAUGACCCAAUUAGAAACAGAGUUUUAAAUUUACUAUGCAACUGUCAGCAUAAAGGCUACGAUUUUGAAUUUAAAGAGGUUGAUGUUAGUUGUGAAAGUGUUAAGUGCUUUAGACAAGGGAAUUUAACUUUGUCGAGGAAGCAGAUCAUUCCAGUUAUUAUAGAUGCCUUAAAGCUAUCCUGAAUCAUCUUCAGAGGCAUCACAGCUCUUUAUGAGCUAAAGCCUUCUUCAGAAUAAUCCUCCAUCCGCCCCUGUCUCUGGCAACUCUUCUCCAUGCUCUAAUUCCAAUCGAUUUUAAAUCAUUCUCUAGGUCAGGUUGUCUAGGUACCUAAGUCUCAGUCUUCUUCUUGCUCGUUGUCUUAUCGGCCCUCUUCGAUCCAAAACUUUUCUGACUAUGACAUCUUCCUCUCACCUGAUUACAUGCCCUAUCCAUCUAAGGCGUGCUACCUUAUUGAAUUUUACAACGUCAGGUUCUCCCAAACUUCUGACUAUGGCAUCUGCUUCCUCUCGCCUGAUUACAUCCCUAUCCAUCUAAGGCAUGUUACCUUAAUGAAUUUUACAACGUCAGGUUCUCCCAAACUUCUAUACAACUCAUGUAACGCCUGCGCCACAAAGCUUGUUCUUUUAUCUCUAUAUAUUUUUCUUAGGAUUUUUCGCUCGAAACGUUUAAGCAGUUCUUGGUCAUUCUGUGUAAGUGGCCAAAUUUCUUAAUCGUAUGUUAGCACUGGUAAUUGUUAUUCAACAUUAUUAAUGGUAAUAGGAGCUGUCUCGAUCUUCUGUCAAAAAUUAGUCUUUUGGUUCCUACUCGCUCAACAAGACAAACUCAAACUUUUCACAUAAGCUUCCAUAGAUAUAACUAUACUUACAACAAUUUUUUACCACAAACACUUAGACUUGCGAAUUCUCUAAUGCCCGAUUUCACCAACGAUACCUAAAUAUUUAAGAAUUACCUAAGUGGGUUUAAGUACUUCCUAACUCUAAAACCGAUUUCACCAUACGAUAAGAAUUGCCUAAACCGCUUAAGCAUUACCUUACGUUAGGAUACGGAUUUCGAUCUCCCUAAACUUUAGGUAUUACUUAUCGUUGACAGUCAGGUUAUAUUUUUACAAUUUUGACUAAUGUACUUGUGACGUUUGUCAAUAAUUUGCAUCUUACCUUAAUUUUUCUGUUAUUCUGUAAUAUUAGGUAUACUAGUUGUAAUUUUGUAUUUUCUUUUAUAUUAUUAAUAUAAUAUGUGUUGGAAAAUAUAGAAAAUAUACAAAAUCCUUUAAAGUUUUUUACAGGUCUGUUGACAAAAUUAUGUAGUCUACCUACUAUCUAACAAGCUAGUGUUGUGUUUCAAAAACUCAUUCACGAUAUAACUAUAAAGUGUGUCAUUAAAAAAUUAAUAAUAAAAAGCAAUUUUCAACAUAUUAUUUAUUUUAAAAUUAUUUCAUUAAUUAAAAAUUCAACUAACUUCAAUUUUUCGUCAUAAUAUGUAAAAUUUACAACUCUUUUCUUUUCCUCCAUUUUACUGUACAUAUUAUACAAAUAACACACAAGACUAUAUUUAUUAUAUACAAACUUAAUGCACAAAUAACUAACUACCUACUAAAUAAAAUAACUACUACAACAGUAGAAAACUGAAUAAAGCCAAAUUGGCAAACAAUAAUGACAAAUAAUCGAAAAAGUAAGAAAAUGUCAUCUUAUUCUUCUUUUUAUUUAUCAAAAAUAGUUCAAACGUACCCUAGAUAUUUCCUAGGAAAAGCAUUUCCUAGAUACGCAGUUGUUUUAGUUGUGAAAUGCGAUUGUUCCUAAGUAUUGACUUAAGAAGUUCCUAUCGAUAAGAAUGACUUAAUAAGGCAACUGUUUAGGUAUCGUUGGUGAAAUCGGGCAUUAAUGACUUAAGGUGAAACCGUAGCGAUCAACAGGAUUUCGCUAAUAAGUGUGAUCACUCAGUUUGUCAUUAAAGACUAUUUACUAGGUGAUUUUUUACCGUGCAAACAAUUAUGGAUCUUGAAAAUACAGGUAAGAUCACAUAUUAAUAUGUGUAAUUUUAUACUAUAUUUAUAGAAUGCGGUUUAUAAACAGCGUAUUGAACUUUAUCAUUUUUUUGCUUAAAAUUUGAUUUAUUUUUAAAAUUCUCAAAGAAAUUAGUUAUACUUCAGGGUGCUUCCCGGUCAUAUUUUUUAUUGAGAUUAAUUUUAUAGACCUCUUGAAAUGUGAUGGUAAAUAAAUCACCUGCUAUUUUUUGCUCUUUUUCGUUAUAUUUACAUUUUAAUUGAGGUAGUCGUAAGAACCGAAUUGCACAAACGUUUUUUUUUUCAUCUCUAACACAAUUUUUUUUUUGUUUUAGACGUGCCACGUGGUUCAAACUACAGAGUAGUUUCUAGAAAAAAAUUACAGUGGGACCUCGAUUAUCCGUCAGGGCAUCGGACCAAGGGUAUGACGGAUAAUCGAAAAGACGGUUAACAGAACAUUAAAAAAAUUAAAAGCUCAUAGUACAACUCUCAAAUUUUAUUUGUAUGUUUUGUUUGACAAUAUAAGGAUUCGUGUACGUACAGUCGAAUCACUUUGGUUUAAAAUAUUCUAAAAUCUUUGUUUGUUUUCUUCUUCUUCUUUCUUCUUCUUGUUGAGAAUACCAUUUCAUGAAUUAUUGCAGGUGCAAUGCAGCUUCUCUAGCUUCUUUACUCAAACCUAGCUUCUUAUCUAGCUUCUUCAAACCUUUGUCGGUUACAAUAGCAUUAUCGACAUCGCCUCCGUCAAAUUCCAAGUCUGUGUCAGCUUCUUAAUCUGUUUCGUCCGACUCUGUUGCCAUUUCAACGAUUUCAUCAUUUAUCUCAGCAAUCGAUAGCCGUUUGCAACCUCAUCACAAAUUAUAACCAAUAGUUUGGCUUAUCGCAAUGCUCAUACAAAAUGAAUUGAUGCCUCAAUUUUUGCUUAUGUAGUCAAUAAAAAUGUACGGACCCUGACGGUUAACAGAGGUGACGGUUAAUGAAGAGACGGAUAAUCGAGGUUCCACUGUAUACGAUAAAAUGCAAGAACAAAACUUGCCGAAUUUUGAAGCAAAAUUAAAUUAUUUGGAAAAUGAGCUUUUAACUCACGAAGAUUAUAGUCAAGACCAAAUAAAAGAGUUGAAUAAUUGAUGGAUUCGACCGUUACUUGAUGGAAGUUCAUUUUAUCUAACAAUAAAACACUGAAAACGUUUGUUUUCUAUACUUCCACAAAAUUUAUUUCCAUAUUCUAUACUUCCACAUAAUCAUUCUUUCAAUGAAGAGUUUCAAAUUCUGCAUAUUCAAAAUAAAGGCCUUAAGGUAUCUUUUUUAGAAUCUAUGGAAAUUAAUAAAUUGAAAAAUACCGAUAUAAUUCUGAAUGACCAACUCGAGACAAACAGCUCCGCACUCCUCAACCUCUUCAGUUAAAGACUUAAAAAGGCGAACACAUUGUGAACUAUCACUUGAGAAAGGCACUCUGCCGAAACAGCUAUAAUAAAUUUUGUGGAAGUAUAGAAAACAAACGUUUUCAGUGUUUUAUUGUUAGAUAAAAGAGUUGAAGCGUAAAAUUUCUUACAUCAAAAGUGUAUUUAUAAGAAGAUGGUCAAAAGCUAAUAGACAGCAAGCCAAAUUCUUAAAAGAUAAUGCUGAUUGGUUGCAAGGUACAUUCGAGAUACCUAAAUCUUCCAAUGAACAUAUUGGUCGUCCAUUAAAAUCAUUCAGUGAGUCAUCUGAGAGAAGUAGGAGGAGAAAAACAGAGCAACUACGAAAAUGUAUAAGCAAAGACGUUCUGGUUCAUGCUACAAAGAUGAGUUUGCAGAGUUCUGGUAAUAGAGAUGCGUCACAAGUUCUCAAUGAAUUAGUUAAGUAUCCAAAACGAGCUACUAAAUACAAAAAAGCUUAUUCAACAGCUUUGCAAGUUAAGAGAACACAACUCACACCUCUUCGCGCAUUAUCAAUGUUUGUGGAAGCCGAUCUUUCCAGUAAACAGUACGAGAUAAUAAGGAAUUCAAAUAAGAAAUUUUAUCCUUGUUAUAGCAUAUUACAAAAAGAAAAACGUAAAUGCUAUCCGCAACAGGAAUCAUAUCACGUAACUGAAACAUGCGCCGAAGUUAAACUUCAGCAUUUACUGAACCAUACUGUGACUCGACUUUUGACAUAUUUAGAAGACAUUUUAAUAGACCUAACAGAAGAAGAACGUCAUACGUUCGAAUUGAUAAGUAAAUGGGGUUGCGAUGGAUCACAGCAAUCACACUUCAAGCAAAAAAUGCAGAACAGUGAUGCCACGGAUUCAAACAUUUUUCAAAGUUGCCUUGUUCCUCUUCAGUUAGUGUGUGGCGGAAACAGAAAGAAAAUAAUUUGGCAAAAUCCGACCCCAUCAUCACCACGAUACUGUCGUCCAAUCAGGAUCAGAUUUGUUAAAGAAUCUACUGAUAUUACAAAUGAAGAAAUCGAAUAUAUUAAAAAUCAAAUCGAUUUGUUAGAAAACAGUGUAUUUACGACAGAAGACAUGUCUGCAAGCGUAAAGCAUUCCAUGGCAUUUACAAUGGUAGAUGGAAAAGUGUGCAAUGCUGCCACACAAACAACGUCUACCAUGAGAUGUUAUAUCUGUUGAGCAACAUCAAAGCUUUUUAACAACGUCUCUAUUAAAAAGGAUGUGGAUGUUGAAGCUUUAUCAUUUGGUUUGUUCAUUUUGCAUGCGAGAAUCAGAUUAUUCGAAAGUAUAUUACACCUUUCUUACAAACUACCUGUAAAAAAAUGGCAAUUAAGGUCUGAAGCUGAAAAAAACCAUUGUCAAUGAAAGGAAAGUCGAAAUACAAAAAGUAUUUAGAGAACAAACCGGCUUAAUAGUAGACGUACCUAAAGCCGGUUUUGGUAACACAAACGAUGGAAAUACCAGUAGGCGAUUCUUUGCCGAUCCACAAAAGGCAAGUGAAACCACUGGCGUUGACUUUGAUCUAAUUUACAGAGUCAAAAUAAUUUUAGAAGUCAUUUCCAGCGGCUACAAAGUUGAUUUAAAAAAGUUCGCAGAUUAUUGUUUAGAUACUGCUAAACAUUACGUUACUUUAUAUCCAUGGCAUCCCAUGCACAAAAUUCUUGUGCAUGGUGCAACAGUUAUGGAAAAAGCGCUAUUGCCUAUUGGAAUAUUGUCCGAAGAGGCCGCAGAAGCACGAAAUAAACAUUUCAGGAUAUACCGUAACAGCUUUGCACGAAAAUUUUCAAGGGUGGAAUGUAAUCUAGAUGUCUUGAAUAGACUUCUGUUAAGCUCUGAUCCUUGAAUAACUUGUUUAAGGCCAAAACAGACAAAAUCCUCAAAACCUUUUUCAAAGGAAACGAUCGAAAUGUUGAUUCGAGCUGAUUUAGAUCAAAAUUUUAAUAACUCAGACUCCGAAGAACUAGUUGAAGAUGAAGCAGAAGACGAACCCUGGAAUUCAUCGUCCAGUUGAUUAAGUUACAUAUUUCAAUUUAAUUACAAUUUUUAUUACAUUUACAAUUGCAAUUUUUUUUUUAUUUUUGCUUAUACAUAAAAAAAUAUUCUAUACUCGUUUUUUUAAAUAAACUAUCGCAAAUAAUUUCCUUUCAUACACAAUGUUAAAAGAAACAUUAAAAUUAAAUAAUAAUGCGAUAAAUCAUUUUGGGCAGCCAGAUUGAUGAAAUACCCCUAUGUGCGAUGCCUAGAUUUUGUGUCAUUUUGGAACUACUAAAAUUUUUUAUUUCAUUAAUAGUUCCAAAAUGGCACAAAAUCUAGGCAUCGGAUAAAAAAGUUUAUUUAAAGAAAGUGUAUUUUUUUGUUCUUAUUGUUAAUAGCGGUACAGGCUCGUUUUUUUAAUAGUGUAUUUAAUUACAGAGUAAUUUCCACAUAUUAAUAUAUUUUUCAAAUUGGGCUCUGUACCGCCAUUCUUUAUUAUAUUACGAAUACGUGUGCAAAAUAUCUCGAAAAAAUAUUCAAAAUUACAGCCGCAAUCUUGGAAUGCGUUUUCGCUACCUGUUGAUCGCUACUGUUUCCUCUUAAAUAUAUUCUGCAAUUCCUUGGAUAGAUUUAAAAACCACUUGUUGAAUAUACAAAUAUAACUAGAUGUUAAUGAUAUAAUUUCUAUCAGCAAUUUUUAAGCAUAAACUUUGUUUUUUUUUAUAUUGUAAUGUUCUUUUUUUUUUCUUUUAACUUAAUAGCUUUGUUAUCCAAUACAUAUUGUAAUAUUUGUUCUUUGUGUUGACACUGUUUAUGUUUUUGCUUUUGUCUUUGUAAUUUUUUUUUGUAAUCUUUUCUGAAUUGGGCUUAAAUAAAUAAAAAAAUAAAUAAAUAAAUGGUCUUAUUAGUGUUUUAUAGAUAGUCAAUUUAAUGUUUCUAGGUAGUUUUGAGGCCAUUUGUCUUCUUAAGCCAUAGUAACACUUAUUGGCGAGCACUAUUCUUCUUUUAAUUUCUUCACUAAAGAUAUCCUGAAUAACUGACAAUAUUGUUUUAAUACUCUGGUAUCUUGUAUCAUUAUGUAUUUAUGGCAACUUUAACAAAUAUAUUAAAAUUUUAAACUGC